AUGUUAAGAUUCCUCAGUAGAAAAGGGAGAUCAUCCAGCCAGACUCGAAAGAAACAGAGUCAGAAAAAUGCAACAAACAAAAACUUAAUUCAAUGCAAGGUAAUGUUACUUGACGAUACUGAUUUAACAAUAAAUCUAACCAAAAAAGCUAGUGCUGCCGAUUUAUAUGAACAGGUCUUUUAUUCCUUGGACUUAAUCGAAAAGGAUUACUUUGGACUACAAUUUACAGAUACUAAUAAUGUUCAACAUUGGCUGGAUCCAACUAAAACAAUUAAAAAGCAGGUUAAAAUUGGACCUCCUUAUACUUUGAGACUUAAAGUUAAAUUUUACUCUUCCGAACCAAAUAAUUUAAGAGAAGAAUUAACGAGGUAUCAGUUUUUCUUGCAACUAAAGAAAGAUGUUCUUGAAAGCAAAUUGGAAUGUCCUCAUUCAACUGCUGUUGAGCUAUCUGCACUAGCUUUGCAGUCUGAGUUGGGAGAUUAUGAUGAAACUAUACAUACACCAGCAACUGUAUCUGAAUUUCGUUUUGUACCUAAUCAGUCUGAAGAAAUGGAAAUAGAAAUUCUAGAUGAGUACAAAAAGUGCAAGGGCCUCACUCCUGCCCAGGCUGAAGUCAGUUAUCUUAAUAAAGUUAAAUGGCUUGAGAUGUAUGGUGUUGAUAUGCAUAUAGUAUUGGGAAAAGAUGGCUGUGAAUACCAUUUGGGCCUCACUCCCACUGGGAUACUUGUUUUUGAGGGGCCACAAAAAAUUGGUCUUUUCUUUUGGCCCAAAAUAACUAAAUUAAAUUUUAAAAAGAAAAAACUAACAUUGGUGGUUGUUGAGGAUGAUGACCAGGGACGAGAACAGGAACACACAUUUGUAUUUCGGCUUCAUAAUGAAAAAGCUUGUAAGCAUUUGUGGAAAUGUGCCGUCCAGUACCAUACAUUCUUUCGUUUACGCGCCCCAGUCAAAGGACCAUCAGCGCGGCAGAACUUCUUUAGAAUGGGAUCACGCUUCCAAUAUUCCGGGAAAACGGAAUAUCAGACUACUCAACAAAAUCGUGCACGCCGUACUGUACAAUUUGAAAGGCGGCCUAGCCAACGUUUUGCCAGACGACAGAGUCACGUACUGCGAGAGAGAGAGAAGCAAGUCACUCCUAAGACCGAAAUUGCGCCUCAAACAGAGGCUUCAGAAACGGUGCCUAGUACAUCCACAGCUGAAACCCCUGCUCCAACAACCACGACUAUCGAAAGUGCUCCCGUUACUAAUACUGAAACUGCCAUUGAACCUUUUACCAGAAAAGGUAGUGCUAAAUCCCAGAAGUCUGUAGAAAUUAAAGAAGAAGAUAUCGAAGAUAAAGAAGAAAAAGAUCCGAAUGAACCUGAGGUAGAGCCUUGGUUGUAUACCCUGGUCUUUAGACACUGUAGAAGUUUAGAUAUGAAAACUUCACAGGGCUUUCAAAAAACCGCAAAUCCCCUGUGGAUACGUCCAGCGAUCUCUUUUACAUUUGAGUCCGUAAAUGAUAAGCAAUCAAAAGUUGAUUUACCAACUUAA
Molecule: messenger RNA, 1533 nt
Organism: Pieris macdunnoughi
Lineage: Eukaryota; Metazoa; Arthropoda; Insecta; Lepidoptera; Pieridae
Source: the annotation of a GenBank genome assembly